CGUUAUGAGGACGCUCUGAGCAAACUGGCCCAGCUGAUGGGCGAGAGUGACCCUGACCUGCUGGUGGAGAAAUACCUGGAGCUGGAGGAACGCAACUUUGCUGAGUUUAACUUCAUCAAUGAGCAGAACUCCGAGCUGCACCACCUUCAGGAAGAGAUUAAAGAGAUGCAGGAAGCCUUGGUCGCCGAGCAUGCCAGUCAGGACACCCGGCGCACCCAGCAAGAGCAGCAGUGUGAAGUGUUGCAGCAGGAUGUGAACAAGGUGCACUCCGAGUCCGAAGAGCUGGAGGCACGCUUCCAGACUCGCCGAGCUCAGCUGGAGAAGCUGAAGGCUGACAUCCAGCUCCUCUUCGACAAGGCUCAGUGUGACAGCAGUGUCAUCAAGGAUCUCCUUGGGGUCAAGACCUACAUUCGGGACAGGGACCUGGGCCUCUUCCUGAGUACCAUCGAGAAGCGGCUGGUGCAGCUCCUCGUAGUGCAAGCUUUCCUGGAGGUCCAGAACCAUAUCCCUUUGACUGAUGCUGCUCUUCUGGCGCUGGGCCAGAACCAAGAGGACCCUCCAAAGAAGACUACCCCAAUCCAGCCUCCUGACAACCUGGAGGACUCCCCAGGUUUUGUGGUCAAAGAGGACUACCCUAUGAGCAAGGAGGAGCUGCUGAGUCAAGUCGUGAAAUCGGUGGAGCUCCAGGAACUGGAGGAGCCCCCAAGGAAGCUGGACAGCAGCCCAAGCUUGACUUUCUCCAAUACUCAGAUGACCCUGUCAGGCCCCUCCCUGGGGAUACCCCGGAGGACAAGCACAGUCCCUGAAUCCAUUCUGAGCCACAAGACGAGAGGCCGCGGUACCGGCUCCGUAAGCCACGUCACCUUUGGUGACUCUGGCUCGGCCGCAGGCCCCGUGACCUUGGCUUCUGCCAGCGCCAGCGGAGCGCUGGGGUCCAGGGGCUCCGUGUCGGGCCGUGGGGGCUACAGACACAGCAGCUCCAGCAGCUACCUGGGAUCCACCGGCUACCUGGAGACCAGCCGAGGCCGCGAGAGCAUAGGAGGUGGUAUGCAGAGCCAAAGCAUGGGAUCGGAGUUGAGUAGGGGCUCCAGCAGCGGCCAGGCAUCCAGUGCCCUCCCUGCCUCCAGGCCAAGCUCCUCUACCAGCAAGGACUCGAGGGGCCUCAACUAGGGCUGCAGGUCCCUUCCUGCCUCAGGUCUUGACAGCUCUUCUCAUCUGUGCCUCCUUUUCCGCAGAGACUCUCCAAUCCCUCUACGCCCAGGCCUCUUGAGUUCCCCCCAUCUCUUCCCACCUCCCGCUCACUGUUAGGCCCCGUGUCUUGGCUUGGACUCUGUUGUCCCCCCUUCCUCCAUGCUUCCCGUCUCUACCCCCUAAACUCUUUCCCAAGCUUCCCUGCAUCUGAUGCCUCUGUCUCCUAACUGGACUCCCCUCUAUUGACUAGGUGAAUUGUAACAAUAGGAAAUAAAGGUCAGAGCCCAGCCUUUUCCCCAGACUGCCUGGUGUGUUCAGACACGGCUUCAUCUGUUUCCAGCGCAGGGAAAAAUAUUUGUGAGCCUGUUCCUGGAUCUGCCUAUUCCUGUAUCCACCUAUCGCUGCACCCAGCCACCCAGCCACCCAGCCAUCCAUCUUCUGCCUUUUCCCUGUUUCUGGCUCUGCUGGAAUCUGUAUCAGUUCAGACAGGCUGUGUUAGCUGCAGCAGCCAGCAGCCCCGGCGUCUGGCUCCACUAUUCUUGCUUCUUUGUGGGCGUCCCUCCCUCCAAAUGGGCGAAAACAACCUGCACUUCAAGGGAGAUGGUGAGAAUAAAGCACCUUGAUUCAUGGGAA
This is a messenger RNA of Peromyscus leucopus (white-footed mouse), 1824 nucleotides long. Its product is annotated as coiled-coil domain-containing protein 114-like. The record is from RefSeq and is a predicted model, not a curated record. The transcript is spliced from 8 exons. Gene Ontology annotation, cellular component: axoneme. Bases 37 to 1170 code for a protein of 377 amino acids. Gene Ontology annotation, biological process: outer dynein arm assembly; cilium movement. Lineage: Eukaryota; Metazoa; Chordata; Mammalia; Rodentia; Cricetidae.